Molecule: messenger RNA, 696 nt
Organism: Trichoderma breve
Lineage: Eukaryota; Fungi; Ascomycota; Sordariomycetes; Hypocreales; Hypocreaceae
Product: acetyltransferase (GNAT) domain-containing protein
Exons: 2
Coding region: 1-696 (231 amino acids)
Molecular function (GO): protein N-terminal-serine acetyltransferase activity; protein-N-terminal-alanine acetyltransferase activity
Source: RefSeq, a predicted model, not a curated record
AUGGAUGAUUCGCUCGGUCCGCCUGUAGCGUCAGCUGAACCGGCCCUUCUGCCGCCACGGACGCCUCUCCACGGCCGCUACACAUCUGUGGUUCCGUUACAGCCAGAGCAUUGGCGAGCGAUAUACAAACAUCUGGGAGGAGAGGAAAACGCCUGGAGAUGGAAGUACAUGCCGCUUGAGGGCCUUCUCACCGAGGAGGCAUGUGAGUUAACGAUCAAGGCUUGGUGCGCUUCAGCCGAUCCCCUAUACUAUGCGGUACUUUCGGGUCCAGCUUCCGAUCCCGCUUCGGAGCCGGCAGGCAUCCUGUCAUACUUGUCGAUCGCUCCAAACCACCGUAGAAUUGAGAUUGGAUGGGUGAUUCUGGGCGACGCUUUGAAGCACUCCAGGGAAGCGACGGAGGCAUUUUUCUUGUUCAUGAAGCAUUCGUUUAUGGAUCUGGGAUAUCUACGUGUCGAAUGGAAAGCCAAUCAUCUCAAUGAGCCGAGCUUGGCAGCGGCUCGGCGACUGGGUUUUACGUACGAGGGAAUUUUCAGGAAACAUAUGAUUGUGAAGGGCAGACGCAGGGACUCGGCUUGGCUGAGUAUCAUUGAUGAUGAAUGGCCUGCUGUGCAGAAGGGAUUUGAAGUCUGGCUGGAUGAAAGCAACUUUGACGAGAAUGGGAGGCAAAAGAGAGGGCUGAGAGAAUGCAGAGAAUAA